Messenger RNA from Spizellomyces punctatus DAOM BR117, 549 nucleotides. RefSeq lists its product as uncharacterized. The coding region runs from base 1 to 549 and encodes 182 amino acids. The record is from RefSeq and is a predicted model, not a curated record. The transcript has a single exon. Lineage: Eukaryota; Fungi; Chytridiomycota; Chytridiomycetes; Spizellomycetales; Spizellomycetaceae.
AUGGAAGAGCAAACUCAAGAUCAUCAAGAAUCGAGUACCAUUCCACAAGAGAAUGUAGAAUCACCCGCUGAACAAGCACCUGUUCAAAAAGCAGAAAAGAAACCAGAACAAACUCCUACGCAGAAAGUAAAACGUCCAAUGACGGAUAAGCAAAGGGCAGCAUUGGAGAAGGCCCAAAAGGCCCGAGCCGCACAGUUACGUGAGAUGCAGGCGAAAUGUGAAGAGCAAAGGAAAGAGGAAGAGAAGAAGCGUAAAAUCGAUGAGGCCAAACGCAUCCUUGAAGAGGAGAAGGAACAGAAGCGAUUAGCAAGGGAAGAACGACGAAACACGAAGCGAGGAAUGAAGGCAACACCAACACCAACACCAACAACAACUAGGAGCAAGAGAACCAAACUAGCAGCAAAGGCGCAGCCAGCAGCAAUACGUCCAUCUAAAAAAAAGAGCGUAAUUUUGAAAUUCGGUGAUGAUGAACCAUUCUUUGACUCUAGAUCACCGUUCUUUGAGGAGGACAAUGUUGAGGAGGACAACUAUGGUGGCAUUUUUGGCUGA